AUGAUGGCAACAUACAAAUCUCCCAGGAAGUUUGUUCACCUACUAUCUCCGGCAGUCGAGUUCAUUGAACAUUUAACCAAAAAGAAAAAACAUGUUUCGCUAUUUUUUGCUGCUGUGGACUUGAGGUUCGAAGUCGAGCCGAAGGACUCGAAAACAAUGACCGUGAACAUACUUGGGAACCUAAUCUCGGGAAGCUACGAAACUGUAACAGCAACAUUCACCGUUGGGGAAGACACGACAGCUAGCUGCCUGACGUACACCUUUGAGUUCGAGAAGAUUAGAGAUAACGUCAAUGAUGCAAAGAUCGUUGAAUCUCUAGUCACGUACAUUUAUCUAAGCGAUGUCACCUAUAUUAGGAAAGUUAAGUACAACUCCAUUGACGCUGGGUAUCCGGCGGAAGAGUGCUUCAAAGUUUUCGUCAACGCAUUUAAAGAUGACCAUGAGGUGGAGAUGGGUGAUGUGGAUUGGCAGAAAAGGACAUUUGCGAUCAACUUUCCUUUCUUGAUGGAAAAUUUCAAGAGGACCGAAGUAACCAUCACUGUUAUUCCUAAGAACAAAGAUAGCCGCGUGAAAUGGACCAUCAAGGUCGAGAAGAUUGAUGAAAAAACCGAAGAACCAUACUCGUUCUUCUCCGUAGCCUGUUCUAUCCGUGAGAUUAUCGAGAGCAAGUUUCCUAAAUAA
Molecule: messenger RNA, 681 nt
Organism: Eruca vesicaria subsp. sativa (arugula)
Lineage: Eukaryota; Viridiplantae; Streptophyta; Magnoliopsida; Brassicales; Brassicaceae
Source: the annotation of a GenBank genome assembly